CGAACUUUCGUAGCAACACAGAGCGACGAACACAAGUCAAUGAAAAGCUUAUUUCCAGAAUUAGUAGAAUGACAUGAUACAGAGUCAAUGAUUGGAAUCCACAAUUAGAAACUCGAUGGUAAUGAUAGUCGGCUGGACCGCUACGUGUUUUUUUUUUUUUGUGUCUUUCCCAACAAGAAAGCAGCCGAAAUCCUCUAAGAAAGUGACUUGGUGUACUGUUAACAUGAUUUGUCUUCACUUCUUUUUCAACUCCACAAUCGUCUUCUUCAUGAUCCAAUAUCAAUUAGAAAUUUGGUGUAAAGUUCUAUCACCUUCUUCUUCUUCUUCUUCUCCUUCUUCUUCUGUUUUUGUAUAUAUAAAAGCCACCUCACUGCUUCAAUUCAAUCCAAUUCCACAACAAAAGCCCAAUUUCACGAUUCAACUUCUUCUUCAAUUCGAUCAAUAACCCUAGUUUUUUCAAUCCAACCCCGAAAACCCAACUCAAUUCCCUCUGACCCGAUUUGCAAUCAGACCCAGAAUGAUGACGAUGGAGAUUUAAGGUGUGUUCUGGAGGAAGAAGAGAUUGAGGUGUCCUGGAGGAAGAGCUCCUUGUUUCUAAUAUCAAUUACGGCUUGCAGCUCCAAAUUUCAAGAUCCGGCUGAUUGCAAUGGAGAGCGUUUUGGGUGAAAGACUGGUUGGAGAGCAUCCCAUGGCAACCCAGGAAUUGUUCCGCACCGUCCACUUUGCAAUCUUGACCUUAUAUGCUGCAUGGCAAUUUAGGAAAGGAAUAGAUGGUUUAAAUCUAGACAGUCAGGACAAGGAACAGACAGAGACAACAGAGGAAGCGAAUAAUGUUGGCAGCAGGUAUUACUGUCACCAGUGUGCUGUCCCUUUGGAUGUCAAUAUGGCAUACCCUCUUUUCCAAGGCUGUUUUAUGGAAAAACAUGGUUGUGUCAGCUCGUUGCACCCUCACAUGCUGUCGGAGUCAGAGCCUUCUGCAAGUGACACUGAUAGGAAUGAACCCAUGGUAAUCCCUCCUUCCAAUCCAACAGUCCCGGAUAUUGUCAACAACAACAAUGGUUCAGCACUAAACAGAUUGCUUUCUCAUAGCCUUGGUUCCCAUGAUUACAGCAACUAUGGCGGCACACACCAGGCGCCGGCACAUGAUGAUUCCAACCCUAGUCGGUCAUUUUUACGAACAGAUGGCUCUGAUCAUGCUGUCACCAGCAAUAGCGUGCCAGGCCAUGCAGUAAGGGUCCCUUAUGUUUCAAGUUCCAAUAGUGGGUCGCCUCCACGUUACCUUGUUGCGAAUGCUGGCACUGACCAGCCACAUCAUGGGACAAGGGUUACUUCAUCGGUCUGGAUCUUUUCAGCCAUUGGUUUCGGAUUUGAGGCUGUUUCAGCAUUUUUUGAUCAAGUUUCCACCCCACAGAAGCCUCACUAUGCAUUAUAUGGCAUGCUGUUGUCUUUCGUGGCUGUACUGGUUUGCAUAUUGGACCUCAUUCUCAAUGCCAGGAAACAAAGCACAUCUGAGAAUAACAUACUUUGGAAUAUCUUACCUGAAGUUUUUGGAUUAGCUCUCGCCUGUAUUCAGUUCACUAGCUCGGCCCUGCAGUUUUCAUUUCUCUGCAGGCACGCUGCUAAUCCUGUGAAAGUAUCCGUUGUGCCUUUCUUAUUUUUCUUCGUCUUGUUUGCUUUCAAAUGUAGAAAUGGAAGGAAUUAGAGGUUAGAAGUAGGUAGAAUAUGGUUUCUGUUUUGAUUAGGAAAGAGUAGAAUAUGCUUAUAUUAGUUACUCAUACUGGUACAAGAAACAUGGUUAGUGCUGCUUGGUUCUAUGUACAGUGUUUAUACAAGGACGAAGUAAAGAAUGAGAGAGUAGUUACAUUUCUUUUUGGGACAAGAUCAUAAGAAGAUGGGAUUUCUUGUA
This is a messenger RNA of Rosa chinensis, 1906 nucleotides long. RefSeq lists its product as uncharacterized. Lineage: Eukaryota; Viridiplantae; Streptophyta; Magnoliopsida; Rosales; Rosaceae. The coding region runs from base 647 to 1702 and encodes 351 amino acids. The transcript is spliced from 6 exons. The record is from RefSeq and is a predicted model, not a curated record.